This is a messenger RNA of Pectinophora gossypiella (pink bollworm), 13175 nucleotides long. It is a transcript of the gene Gyf, whose product is annotated as GRB10-interacting GYF protein 2. The record is from RefSeq and is a predicted model, not a curated record. Bases 273 to 5102 code for a protein of 1609 amino acids. NCBI's taxonomy places the organism in Eukaryota, Metazoa, Arthropoda, Insecta, Lepidoptera, Gelechiidae. Gene Ontology annotation, molecular function: protein binding. The transcript has 27 exons.
GACACUACGGCUGGUGAGGUCAGGCAACAUCCUUACAACCAUGAUUAUUUCAAAAACAUGUGUUAUGUCUUCAUUUGCUGCGUGAAGAUAGGUUAACAAAGCAAAUGGUGAUAUGUAAUAUUUUCAGUAUAUGUGUGUAAAUCAAUACAAAUAUAAUAUGAGCAUCUAUGUAUAUGUAUUUUGUCUAUUAUGCUUUGCGAAAUUGGAUCUAUAUUCUGUAAAAAAAAGCCUUUUGAACUUUCCUUGUUUCUCCACCAAGUUAACCAGCAAAAAUGGGCGAUCGGAAUAAUCCUAUUAAAUUCGGCCCGGAAUGGCUCCGCAACUUGGCACGCGAGCGCAGCGCCGGCAGCUCUGCGGCUACCAGUCAGAAUGCUACCUCCACGUCAGCCAGUGCCUCGGCGACUGGGCCAGGGCCAUCCGGAGGAGCCACCAACACAUCUAGUUCUAACGCAAAUACAAAUAAUCCUUCAAAAAUUCAACUGGCUAAACUCAGAUAUGGUAGAGAAGAGAUGUUGGUGCUCUACGAUAAAUCAGCAGAAGCACCAUCCGAGCUGAAGUGUAUAGAGAUGUUAUAUCAACCAAGGGGAAAGCCACCAGUGGCGCUAAACAACACUUUCGAAGAUGACAUGAGAGAUACAAUGAGAGGAGCCGCACCACCUGUAGGAGCAAUGUCUCCAGGUGAAAGAUAUGGGGCAGGCCGGGGAACAGGUCGAGGCAUGACUCCUCCAGAAGUACGUGGGAGAGGGCGAAUGCCUUUCGUCCGUCAACCAUCAACAGGGAGGGGAACAACAUCUUGGCAUUUAAGCAGCCCUCGUAUGCCUGGGUAUACCAGUGGAGGAGACGAGGAUUCAUCUUCCCCAUUACGAUCUUGGAACAAUAACAGUAAUGGGGGCAAUGCUACAUUAAGAAGUGGUGGUGAUCAAAGUGAAUGGAGUCAAAAUAAAAUGUAUAGGAGCAAGCGGCCUGGCAGCAAUACUAAUUGGCGGCAGGCGUCACGCGAAGAUGAAGAUUGGCGUCCACAAGAUAACAAUAGGUCUCGCUCGACACAGGAUAAAUGGGAACGAGACUGGGGCGACCGACCUAGCCAAGACAAAUCCCAGUCGUGGAGCUCAAAUCGUCGGACAUGGGUGGGCGGCGACACACAGUCUAAUGAAGAAAACUUGCCGGAAUGGGCGAUGGAUGGACCUGGCGCUUGUGGCGGAACGUUUGACUCUUCUGGCGCAUUCCACGGUUACAGUAAUGAUGAUACCAAUUUACCAAAAAGUCAGGAAUCCGCGUAUGCUCUCACGCGUUCGCAUACACAUGGAAGUUUUGUGCGCUCAAAACCUGCAGAAGAAGGUUCAGAAGAGUGGUGGGCUUCUGAAAAAGCAAAAAAGUUGUCCCCAAAAAGAUUUGACGCCAGUGAUAUUAAAUUCAAGAAGGCCAAUUCCGUUAUUCCGGAUUUAAAUUCCGGGGCAAGCUCAAACACAAAUAAUUCAAACACUACAAAAGAAGAAUCUCCGGCCAACAAAGAGACAGAGUCGUCGGAGACUCUCGCCGCUCAAGAACAUGCCGAGGGCAAUUCUGCCAACAGUCCCGAUGACGCCUUCAAUAAAAAGAGCGUUCGGUUCACAGAGAGUAAAACAUUCGAUGCGCUUAUGAGAUCAGACAUAAAUCUAGAGGAAGCUAGUGAUGAAAGGGGCAACUUCCAGUCUGUUAUGAUCACACCAAAUAAUAGCUUGCGUCAAAAACACCAAAAUAUUGUGGCCGCCGCCAAUAAUAUGAGUAGACAAAGUCGGAAACCUGGAAUUCUUCAAAUGUUACAUGGCGCUCAAGGCGGCGGACAAAAUCCUGACAGUGAACUAGCGAAGCUACGGGGACCUGAAGAUAAAAUAGUGGAUGAUAUCAUGGAUUUGACGUUAGAAGACAGACAAAUACUUUCAAAAUUGCCAACUGAUGUGUUGCAGUCAAGUUCAGGGACAUCUGCUACAAUGUCCACUAUGGUCAAUUCAGUUUCCCAAAUGAAUGCCCCUCCCAUGCAAUUAAGAAUGUCUAGUCCUGUUCAUCUGACACAAGGCCUGACAAUGAUACCCAAAUCCAAUAUGGUGACCCCUGGAAUACAAUCUGUCGGGUUGCAAAGUUCUGGACUGCAGAAUGUUGGCAUAACGAAUUCGGCGCUAAAUGCGUCUUUAGGACUACCUCUUGGGCCUCCCAAUAGUGGUAUGGGUCAGUCAAUGGGCCAAGGCAUAGGUCAGGGUAUGGCUCAGAGUAUGGGCCAAAGUAUGGCUCAGAGCAUGAAUCAAGGAAUGAAUCAGGGAAUGAGCCAAAGUAUAGCCCAGAGUAUGAGCCAGGUUUCAGGCCAAGGCAUGGGCCAGGGUAUUGGUCAGAGCAUGACACAGAAUAUGGGACAAAAUAUGGGUCAGAAUAUGGGUCAGAGUAUGGGUCAGAGUAUGGGUCAGAGUAUGGGUCAGAGUAUGGGUCAGAAUAUGGGUCAGAGUAUGGGUCAGAAUAUGGGUCAAAACCUGGUGGGUAUACCGUUGCCGAGCGGCCCGCCGCCUAUGCUACCGGGACAGGGUAUAGGGAACCCUGGCAUGGGUCCUGCAGGGCUACAAGCAGGCGGCCAAAGUAUCCCAGGGUUCCCCUCGGCCGGAAUACCGGGAAUGUCAGGUGCCAAUGUUGUCAACAGUUCAUUGUUCUUGGGGCAAAGUAACAACAAUUCUUCGCUACAAUCACCUGGUGACUUGCAACUGAAUCACGCGAGUCAAACUAACAUGUUCCCGAUGCACGGCCUGCAGCACUCGGGGUCACAAGCAGCAUUUAACACUUCCAUAUACAGCAACCUCAUACAGCAGUCGCAACAGCCAAAUCCUCCCAACUCGCAAAAUCUUGCAGAUCAGUGGUAUUAUGAAGAUCCAACGAAAAACAUCCAAGGUCCAUUUUCUUCCAAGGAGAUGUACAGCUGGUACCGCGCAGGUUUCUUCAGCCCCAGUCUCAUGGUCCGAAGAGCGUGUGAUGUUAUGAUGCGUCCACUUGGUUCUUACGGACCAGUUGUUCCAUUUGCGCAAAUGGAUAUGAUGUCGCCAUUCCCACUCGGCGGCAGCUUCGAGCCACGUGGUCAAGGGCCUCACGAAGCUAUGCUCAACUCUCAACAAGGCCUUGGAUUAGACGUAAUGAACAUGAGCAAUAUGUCCAACACCAACUCUAUGGACUCAAUACAAUUUGGGACUGUGGGUCUAAUCAGGAAUCAAUCUUUUGGCCAACAGCAAAUGGUGGAGUCCCUGUGGAGCCAGCCGCCUCCGCACCCGGACCUGAUGUGGAUGCAGCAGGCGAUGUCCGCCCGCAACGAGACGCAGGUCAACAACUUGCCCAUGUUCUUCUGGGACCAACAGCCUUCCGCUAUCGCGUCCAAAGCUCUACUGCCAGAAGAGAUUGCCAAAGAGAUGAAAACUGAGGAUCAGAUACUUGCUCAACUGCGAGCUUCUCAGGCGAUGGCUGGGCCUCCGAAGCUGCCUUUCGUAUGCGAGCCGCCGCCGCCGCCGCCGCCUGGCAAGUCUGAUGACGUGUUCCCCAACGUUAAUGUCACCCCCAACCUGGAAGAGCUACAGAAACUGAUACAAGAGGACACCCUGAAAGACGUAGCCCCUCCUAUAGUAGAGAAGAAAGAAGACAAUGAGGCUCAGCUGAUCGCAGAGAAGGAACAGCAGGCGGCAGCGGAGGCGCUGGCUGCUAAAGUGGCCGCGCAAAACAAAGCGGCUGCCGAGAAAACCGCCAAGCAAACUAAAGAAAACGAAAAAUCAAAUAAGAAUAAGGAAAAUAACGUCGCUAAGAGUAAAAACAAUAAGAAAAACAAGGAAGAUAAGAGGGAUGAUUCUGAAUCAAAGAAAGAAGAAGACAAUUCUAAGGUGGAGAAGCGGUCAAACGAAACUUCGCCAACUAAGAACAAGAAGGAUGAGAAAUUAAACAAAAAGGAAAUUGAGAAAGAGAAGAAGGAAUGGAUCAAAGAGGGCUUCACUAUUGUCAAGGCUGAAAAGAACAAAGACAACAAGAAGAAAUCUGAAGAAACCAAAGUAUUAGAGGAGGCGGAACGCAAGAGGCGAGAGGAGGAACGUCUCAUGGCUGAGGAGGAAAAAAAGAAGAGGCAGGCAGAAGCCCUUAGGAAACAGCAGGAAAUGCAACUGCAACAACAGCAGCAGCGUCAGGCGGAGUCGGUGGCGAAAAAGGCGCCGUGGUCGGCGGCGGCGCAGGCGCAGGCGCCCAACAAGGACGGGCUGACGCUCGCGGAGAUCCAGCGCCUCGAGCGAGAGAAGAAACUUGAGCAGAUGAAGGAACAGCAGCAGAUGAUGCAGAUCAUCGCGCAGCAGCAGGCCGCCGCGCUCGCUCGCGAACAAGAAAUGCAGGCUGGUCUCGGUUGGGCCAAAAAGAAGAACAACAUGAACAUGCAACAGGGACAAAGCAUGGCCGAAAUUCAGGCGGAGGCUCGCAAGCAGCAGGCGGCGGCGGCGGCCGCGGCAGCCGUGUCCGUCUUCGAGGAGGCGCAGGCUCUGCCCCCGCCAACCAUCAACCACAUGCCGUGGGGUAACUCGCAAAAUGGAGGCGGAUUCUGGGACUCGCCUACAAGCCAGCCGCCUAAGCCUAUCGAGCCGCCGAAGCAGCCGAGUGCCGUCGACGUAAACAAGGCCAAGAAGAAACCAGUCCCGGUCAAGAAGGAGGUGACGCCCGCCGCUGAGUUCGACAGCUGGUGCACCACUAUACUCACCUCCUGGAGCGCCAAGAUCGAUGUUCCUACGUUCGUCGGUUUUCUGAAGGAUAUCGAAUCGCCGUAUGAAGUGAAGGACUACGUGAAGUGCUACUUGGGCGAUUCUAAGGACUCAAACGAUUUUGCUCGCCAGUUCCUUGAAAGGAGGUCAAAACUCCUACGCGUGGGCAUGGUGACUCCCUCCGACGACCUCUGCUCACCAGCUAUUGCCGUCAAUCCGCGCACCACGUCGGGAUCUGAUUAUCAGGAGGUUAAGAGCAAGAAGAAGACGAAGAAGAAAAUGAUGAAGGUGGACGCUAACAUCCUCGGAUUCUCCGUGACGGCGGCCGAGGACCGCAUCAACGUGGGCGAUAUAGACACCGUCUAAGCGCCCGCGCACCGUGUUCACUAACUCGCCUUGUGAUAUCAUUAGCCGGGUCACAACCUGUGGUACUCUUACUAGACUAUACUUUCCUUACACGCGACAAUAAAUAGUACACUCUUACGGCGCACUCUACUACUCAUAACAGUAACGCACCAUGUGCUAGCCGCUAAAGUGCGGCCCCCGAAAUAAUGACAAUCUGACAGCAGUCAAGUUCGUAAUACAAAUCUGCAUGAGAAACUCUUAAAGCGUGGGUUCCACCAAAGCGGAGAAAAGAGACGAGUCGGAUCGACCAAUCACCGCGACGGAGAAAACGACGCUUCCCUCUCGCACGCUGUGAUUGGUUGAUUCCGCGAGUCCUCGCUCGUCUCCUCUCCUUUAUGCUAUGACGGAAACCAACCUUACAAUUAUAGAACCGUCAAUUCGUUCUUUCAGUGGCCGCAUUUUACAUUUACAACAGGAUACUAGCAGGUUAAUAAACUAGAACUAACUGAUACAGGCUUCCAAGAACAUGUAUUGACGUUAUCUUACGUCCAAUCUACACCAUAUAGAAAAUAUCCCAUAAAGUUUAAAAUUAUGUCGAAAUAAUGAGGAUAAAAACUGUCUAUAUCUCCCAUUAGGUGUCGCUACUGUUGAGUGUUCUUAAAUUUUGACAGUUCUCCAUAUUAUUUGUGUAAACAAGCAUAUUGUUUUGGUUAUAUUUUUACACUUUAACCGUUUAACUGCAAAAUCAUAGUGUUAUAUUUAUUUUCUAAAGAUCGGGAAGAAGAAACCUCCGAAAAACUUAUUAUCAAUCAAAACUGCAUUUUUCCAACUGAUGGUUGCUUUUCGUUUUCAUAACUUAUCCUUAAGUCGGCAUACACUCCACGUUGCUCCACAUUUUAUAACAAUUUAUUACAAAUUUUAGCUGGACAACAUGGAGAACUGUCAAUAUUUAGGAACACUCAACAGUGCCGUCACCUACAUUUGAGCUUCUAGUUUUUAUCCUCAUUCACUGGAAGACGUACGCCAAAGUGACAACCCUCAAGCAGGUGAAGGGGCUCACUUUAAAAAAUAUUCGCACGGUACAUUAAUAGACUUCUUAUCGAAUGAACUGAAGACUUAAUUUUUUAAGUAUCUGAGAAAUGAAUGCAUGUACAUACCCCCAAAGUUUUGCGAUAAAAAUAAUAAUUAAUAAAAAUAGUCUUCGUUGGAAAAAACAUGCAUCAUAAGUGAUUGACGGAAUACGUCCCUCGGGUACCAAGAGUUAUAUUAUUGUACUAGUUUAAAACAACACUUAUAAACACUUCCCGAAGCGGUAGUAGUAGCACACAUAAAUAUUAUUUUUAUUGUUUUUUCAUCGAACGCGAUAUGUAUCGCAUGUCCAAAAAAUAUCGCUUCUUUGGUUUCGUAAAGACCGCGUAUUAUGACCGCUUCCACACUAGGGAAAAAAAUAUAAACAUUACCGAGUUUAGCUUGCUAGAGUUACACGUUUUUUGUUCCUGCUGCUAGCAACUAUGAAUGCCAAUAAUGUCGGUGGCAUUUAUUACCAUUCACGGCGUCCAGACGUUUCAAAACAAUCGUAAUGUUCCAUCGUCGAUACAGUUGUAAUAAAAUCUCAGACGUGGAUAGGAUAUUUGUACCAUAUAAAAAAAUAUUGCUGCAUUCCUUUUGAAAUUACAGAUUACAAUAUCAGUUCAAUAUUACAUUCAUAUUAUUACAACUAAACGUAAAAUCAAAGUAGUAUCUUGUUAAUUGUUUAAGAGUUAUACAUACACACAAAAGUAUGAUAGAAAAACACUUAUGGAUAAUAAGUAAUAUGAACUUUUGCUAUAUAUUCGGGAUGCACGGGAAUUAAGUGAAGAUCUCGUCAAUUAGCCAUAACUUAGUCGCGUUAUGUACAGUGGUAAACAAAACUUAGCUCAAUAUAUAAUCGAAGUGUCAGACACGUUUUAAUAUAUUUAAAUGUUGUGUAAUCAUUCGUUGUGUAAUAGAAACAGUCGUAGAUGCAAAGGUACUUACAGAGGAAAUUUACUCGUGUUUCGUAGGUACUAUGAAUGCCUUAAAGCGUCGCCGUGAAUCAAACAAUGUCUACCCACCCUAUUUCAAAAAUGUGUAAUAACUACUAAGACGUUUCGUGUUAAAAGAAUCUACAUUGUAAGGAAUUGAAGAUUCUCGAAACUUACAGUUGCGGCAUCCUUCCGGAGGAGGUAGCUGUACUGUGGUUGCCUAACUCUUCGCCCCGCACCAAUUCGUCGGGCUUGGCUCUGGGUCUUACUUGGAGCUAGAUUGACCUCACCUCUGGGUCUUACUUGGAGCUAAAUUGACCUCACCUCUGGGUCUUACUUGGAGCUAGAUUGACCUCACCUCUGGGUCUUACUUGGAGCUAGAUUGACCUCACCUCUGGGUCUUACUUUAGUCUAAAUGGCCGUAAGCCGCUAAGGAGUAAGGCAGAGCGCGCUACAACAAAAAAGAACUUGAACACUAUUAAUUACCGAAGAUUAUUAUAGAUCUACGAAAAUCGUUGAGUGCCUACGGGAACAUCCCCGAGCCCUACGUGAUAUUUAUGCGUGUGUAUGUAGUGUGUAAUUCCGACAAAGUUGUGCCUUCAGUGUGUUCUUGGCGUCGGUUGGUGAACAUAAUCUGAUUUCAGAUUAUAAUUUUAAACGUGGGGCUAUAAAACGUAAGUUUUCCCCGAUUUUUUUAUACCAGCAUGACUUGAAUCUUCGACUUGCAUUAUAUUAAUGUUAUAUGAAAUGUUUUAAAGAAUGAUGUUUUUAAUUUUAAUACAAUAUUAUUUAUUCUAAAACUACCGUGCAAUUGAUGGGGUCGAUUAAACCUAGCCUAAAAUGUAGACAAGUGUAUGUGUGUUACAGAAUUGAAAUGCAGAACGGAAUUCGUUUAUUGAUUAACUAUUUGUAUUUUAAGCAUAAUAAAAGUAGACUGCGAGUAGAAUUCUUCUCGUAUAAUGGUAUAUCUGUUGUGGGCUGAUCUUUAAACCGGGCCGAUAGAGAUUUGCCUAGGCAGAUCGUGAUAUGAUGUGCCCGUAAUUCAUGAUAGGUCCCACUAAUUAAUACCAACUGUAGCGUUUGAAUCAUAACGUUUUGGCAAGUUAAGAUAGUAAUACAUAAUUUGAAAUUUUACUAAAAAAAGACGCGUUUAUAAAGAUUUAGCCAGCUGUGCUAGUCUGUAGGGUGUCCAAAGUUUAAAAUAAUUUUAAGAUAAAACAAAUGUAAACCUACACGUAUACAGGGUGUUAGUGAUAUCAUAACGAAAAAAAUAUAACAUCUACUUGAUUGUAGUAAAAACGAUGGUUGGUGUUUUUCUUGUCGCAAACGUUUACCUAGGUACCUCACAACACACGCUCUUUGAUAUCCAUGUGAGCUUGUCAAUAACACAUUAACUUUCUUCCAUACUCUUGCGCAGUAAAUGGUCUAUGAUCCAUCAUCAUAGGCGACACUGCUCCCUCUUCUUCUUCUAUCGUGUGGGUUGUGAGAUGGAGUACCAACCUCAUCAACCCUGCUUUUAGUUACUACUCACUUACAAAACAAACUCAAAUCACGAAAAAAAAUCCUCUAAAAAUUUGUCGUCCACGCCACAGAUUAGGUAACAGUUACUACGUAACCCACGCGCGAUCUAAGUUUGCAUCUGAUUCGACGGUAGCGCAGUGUCAAAGGAGCCGCCGCCACCCGCAGCUACCGAGCCGUCGAGUAGACUGAGAGAGAAACAUUUUUUGUUGUAGGCGGUAGACUGAAAAAUAAAUAGGAUUUGGGGGGUUAAAAUGGCCGCAUCGAAGCAAUUCAUCUAAGAAAGUAAUAUUGCAAUUUUUUUAGUGCAAUUGGUUUACCAUUGAUUGUUUUUAAUAAUUUCUCAUUUUUAUUUUAAAUUUAGAUUCUAAGCAGCUGAAAACACAACAUGGAACUGAAAAUAAUAAUAAAAAAAACCAAUAGUUUCAUGAAUUUUGCGCCAGGAUUGUCCACUUGAUAUCAACUCAGAUUUAUAGUCUGAAUCAUCCCCUAAGUUUUCGUUAUGAUGUCACUAACACCCUGUAUUUUGUUAAUUAAUAAUUUAAAUAAAAUAAAAAUAUUGAUAUUUUAAUAAUGAAGAAAAAUAUAAAUAAUAAUUUUAAUAUUUUAUUUUAUUAUUAAUAUAUAUUUUCAAUGUAUUCAUUAAUUUAUCAUUUUAUUUUAAUUAUUUAUUCAGAUAAAAAAGAAUAAUGCCUGUAAUUAAUAUUACAUUCAUUAAUUUAUUUUUUUUACAUUUUAUUUUAACGUAAUUUAAAAUAAAAGCUAUUUAUAUUUGAUAAUACUUUGGUUUGGUCACCCUACUGACUUGUGACGCCGCCAUUUUUCUCGCAUAUAUACACGUACUAUACACACAACUGACGGAGCGCAAACAGAGCCACCAGUUUCGCGAAUAUUUCGAUGUGACCUGACUACUAGGGAUAAAUACGUAGCUACCAUCGAUCUGACCAACUUCAUGAAAUUAUCGGCCAAAUCACAAAAUGCCGGCACAUCAUAAUCUGCCCAGGCGGAUCGCGAUUGGCUCAGUUUAACCGGCCCGUGAGAUAUCAAUCUGUAACCGUGCAAUUAGACACCGCCAAGUCUUCAAGGCGGGCAAGUUGUCGCGAACCCAAGUAUUGGUUGUCAUUCAAAUGCGCAAACGAAUGAAUGCCAGUGUCAAGUCGUUUUGUUUAUGUACGCCUUUACAUAUUUUUUAAAAUAUUUUUUCUAAAAAUAAAAUUAGAUUCACAAAAGAUUUUUGAAACUUAUUGUUCUAAUUAACAUGUUUUUACCUAGUAAUUUUGUGCCAUUGUUUUGUACCGUCAUUUGUUUGUGUUCAGCUCGUGCAACUAUUAACAACAGUCUCCGAUAAGAAUGAUAAUAAUAAUUUAUUAGUGAACUAAAAGUUAAAACGUGCGGAUAAGGUGUAUUAAAAUUUAAAUUAGAUGACUACCGUUAAAAUGCAGUAUCUAAGUUUUUGAAGUACUUACAACAUUGUGGGCGUGUUGCGAACCGUCGCGUCAGAGCGGCAAUACGCGUUGGGUGUUCUCAUCAAGUUCUAGUCGGGUAUUGCCGCUUUAAGACACGGACUUCCAGUUAUUUGCUUUGUAAGAAAGUUUUGAGAUUAUUAUUAUAAUUAUUUAAAAAAGUAUGGAAGCUGUUAAUACCCAAUCAUUAGUAUUUGUUUCAAACUUUUAGCUGCUAAUCGACACCAUAUUUUAUUAAUAUCAAUAAUUUAGAAUUACUCAGUACUAAUUAGACAAUACGUCUGAAAAUGAAAUUUUCAGUUAGUUAAUUUAAAAGGCAGUGACAUCACAACAUGAUAUGUGUAUAUUCCGCUCGCUCGAAGCGAACAUUAUGGUCGUAGGAAAAUAUAUUUGCGUUGCUUGCUACCUUUUGUACAAACACUUUUUAAUUCUACAUGAAAUCGGCCGGUUUAGUUACUUUAGUUGUAAAAUAGUACGGUUGUAAGGAUUUGUUAGCUUUUUAUGUAUAUAUAUUUUUUAAAUAUUAUAUAAUCAUUUGUAUAUACUUUGUUUCUUAUCUCGCGUGAAUUACGAGCUGAGUAUUUCGUUUCACAUAAACUUGUAACAUGUUGUCAGGAUCUGAUGAAGAUUGGUACUAUUCGUUCUUAUUGUUAAUUAUCAUGCGCCGAGGUUUCUAGAAUGAUAUUCCACUUGAGAUGUGAUAGACUUGCCAGCUACCCGCGGGGGCGUAAUGCCACGUUAUACCCAGUAUAUUUGUCGUCAGCACAUUAACACGGCCCACGAGAAGAUUGAUGGAACAUUUAAAAAUUAAGUUGUGUGAGUUUGGACGUUUUGUAAAGUUUAGUGUACCCCUGGUAAGGUGUUUGGUUGCGUUUGCGGCUACUGAUGACGUGACUGUUUUAAUUGGAGUACGGGCACGACGUGUUUUGUGUUAUAUUUUCAUUUCAUGCAGUACAGCAUUUUAUAUUUAAAUAUUCAAUUUAGGUAAGUUUUUAUCUAUAGGGCUAACAUGCGCAACAUGACAGUUUUAUCACGGUCACUGUAUCGAUUUCUGACGAUAUAAUUAUGUCGUUUUGUCGAUUGGUGCUAAUAUUUGAACCCAUAUAAGUCAUGUCGUUCUGUAAAAAUACGAACAAAAAAACGUGACACGCAUGUUAGGGAAAAAAAGGAACUUGUCGAUUUUGACAAAAUUUAUUGAUAAGAUUGAUAAUUUUAUCAAGUUGCGCAUGUAUCCCUGCUUGAUACAAUGAUUUUAAUUUAUAUAGAAUUUUCAUAAUAUGGAAAAAAUCGUUAAGUGUAUUGUAAAUGAUUUGUUUUAGAAUCAAUUGUUUUAUUUACUGAAACACCUUGUCUUGUACUCUUAUUUCAUAAUAUCAGCAAUGUGUAAAGUAUGUUUAUAAUGUAAUGAAAAGAGAAAUUGAAUAAAAUUCAACCAUGUAAGUAUAUUUAUAAGGAAAAUUCUAAUGUGGAAUUGUUUUAAUAAUUACGCCUCCUAUUCACGAAGAUGACUCCUUUAAGGCUGUUUUAUAAUUGUAGGUAAAUAAGGCGGCUAGUACACAAUUAAUGUAGAUGUAGUAUGGGACAUGAAAUUGUGUAAGGAAAAUUGUUUGUAUAAAUACUAUAAGAUUUGUUAAUGUGACCAUACAUCCAUGUUUUCACUAGACAGCAACUGACGCGUAACAUGUGACGCAACGAAGGAACUUGUAUAGAUCAACUUUACAUCAACGACGAUGAUGGUUACAUGUUGCUUAGCGCGGGCGCAACUCAGACCGCAGGCGCAGUGUACAAGUCUCUAGGUCAAACGACGUCAAACAGUCUAAAUCAAUAUUCCCAAUGACCCCGAUUCCUACAGACACCUAGUUCUAUUUUAAGUUAAACUCUUCAUUUUCUUAUGCGCCGGAAAGGAAAGGGAUGGAUGAUUAUCAAGUGUAAAUUUUAAAAUGAAUGAGUGAAUGAAUUAAUAAUCCGAACUUAAUUAUCGGGUUGUGGGCCAUUAUAGAAAUCCUGCCUAAAAUUGACGUGUGUUCCGUAAAUUUUAUAUCUGUCGAUUACUCGUGCCUUUCCUUUUCGGCGCAUAAGAAUAUGACAGGUUUAACUUAAAACAAACUUAGAUGGUGUGUAUAGGAAUUAGUACCAUUAUUGACAUAAAUUAACGCUGGUUAACCAUUUUUACAUAACAUCGCGCAUUGUGUUCUCAACCCCAGUGUAUUAAUUAAUUUGUAUUCAUAUUUAUAAUUCUGACUUCUAUUACAACAUUUCCAAUCCUCCUGGGCGUAACACUUCGGACCUUACUACCUAUCAGCAUGAUUAGCAAUGAAGGUCUUUUUCUAAGUUACGUUCCUCAAAAAUAAUAUAAAUGGCGCUGUACGGUCACGAGCAUUAAUAAUGUAUACACUUACCAUGUUACAUUAACUUUUUUGACAAAUUAGACCGUAAGUCUCACUAAAUGUCAAAUAGAUAGUGCAACAGGGUUCUAAAGUGGGUACAUGAUAUUGCUCAUGACUGUACAGAUUCUAUUUCGUUUAACCAUAUAAUUUCAUAGAUAAGACAUAUUAUGCAUCUUUUAUCUUAGUUUUUGGUUAUAAAUAAUGACCCUUUUUAUUAUACCUAGGCACAAUUACAUCUUCCAACCAUUAUUAUUAUGAUCAAAAUAAAGAGAAGCAAUAUAGGUAGCCACAUAAUUCUGUACAUAAUGUGAUCCAAAUAUCAAGCAACAAUUAUUUUUAUAUACGAUUAAUUAUGUACCCAAGUAAUAUAGGCAAUUAUCACGUUAAAUUUGUACAGCGCCAUCUAUACUGUUUUUGGUGAACGUAGCCUGGAAAGUUCCUAAUUGUGUAGCGGGGUGGGAAUUGAUAGGUUUACUUCUCCGUCCGACGUCUGGAGUACAAAUUCCAUCACCAUCUCACUAAUAGCAUUGUGUACUUUCCGCCUUCUGGCCUUAUCAUUGUCCUAGGAUAAUAAUAAAGCAAUAAUGCAUGAUAAACGUGUAAUGUAAACUUAAUAAAUGUUAAAUGUUUCGAUCAUUAUUAUAUGAAUAUGUUUUAAAGACGUGUAAAUACUAUUUUAGAGUUAAAUAUAAUAUUAUUUAAUCAUUAAAACUGUUCUUAUUA